This is a messenger RNA of Helianthus annuus (common sunflower), 1659 nucleotides long. RefSeq lists its product as uncharacterized. The transcript has 4 exons. The record is from RefSeq and is a predicted model, not a curated record. Lineage: Eukaryota; Viridiplantae; Streptophyta; Magnoliopsida; Asterales; Asteraceae. The coding region runs from base 1 to 1659 and encodes 552 amino acids.
AUGGUAGUUUGCACUGACAAUAAUUCUACUCCUACAACUACUCAAGGAGGAUAUUCUAUUUCUUCAAGUAUCAUCACAUCCUCAAAUAUAUCUUCUGGAAAUCAUCGAUCUUCUUUAACAAAGUUGUCAAGCGGAAAGCGAAAGUUGAUAAAUACUGCACGCAAUAUAAAUCCUGUGCCAAUGGUUGACUUGACAUCAGAGGUAGAAUCUGAUGUGCACUUUAUUGAGAAAGACCCAUUUAAAGGAAUCUCUAAAGAUUACUUGGAUCAUGGUGAGCAGAAUGUUAUAUGUGGAAUAUGUAAAGCGAGAUUGUGGAAAGAUGAAGCCGGUAAAGGAAAAAUAGAACUUGACAAACUUUGUUAUUUGCAAUGUUGUGGAUAUGGCAAGGUUGAGCUUCCUGAUUUCAAAGACAGUCAAUCCAGCUAUCAAUGUCUUUUUCGUUGUAUGGAUGAAAAAAGCAAGCAUUUCCUGAAAAACAUCCGUCGUUUUAAUUCUAUGUUCACUUUUACUUCAAUGGGUAGGAAGAUUGAUUCAUCUAUUAAUAAAGGUAAUGCUCCAUACAUAUUCAGACUUGGCGGUCAAAAUUAUCAUUCUAUGGGAAGUCUUCUUCCCGAAAAUGGAGAAAAACCAAAAUUUGCUCAGUUGUACAUAUAUCAUACUGAUAAUGAAGUUUCAAAUAGACAGACAUUAUUCAGUCAAUCAAGAAACCGUUCAACAUCAACAUCAGAGACAUUAGAUACUGAGAUUAUACAGUAUUUAAAGAUUAUGCUAGAUACAAAUAAUCAGUUGGUGAAAACUUAUAGGAGUGUACGAGAUUGUUUGAAGGUAAAUCCUCAUGUUAAUCUUAAGCUACGACUAAUUGGUAAAAGAGAGAAAGAUGGAAGAAUAUACAAUUUACCAACGGCUUCUGAAGUUGCUGCUUUGAUUGUUGGAGACAUUACUGAUUCGUUAGAAAAGCGAGAUAUUAUUGUUGAAACUCAAACCGGUGAUCUACAACGUAUAAGUGAGCUACAUCCUUCAUAUCUAGCUCUUCAAUAUCCACUUUUAUUUCCGUAUGGUGAUGAUUGUUAUCGUGUUGAUAUUCCUCAUAGAGAACUUAGCACUUCAAGCACUAGCAAACGUCCAAAUUGUACCAUGCGAGAAUGGUUUGCAUACCGAGUUCAGGAUAGGGAUAAUAAUUUCUCAUUGAUUCUUAAUUCACGUAGACUUUUCCAACAAUUUUUGGUAGAUGCUUACACUAUGAUUGAAACUGAAAGUCUAAACUUCAUACGUUACCAACAGAAGGAUCUUAGAUGUGAGUCAUAUGAUACUCUUCAAAACUUACAAAAGGAGGGUAAACAAGAUAUAUCAAAAGUUGGACAACAAGUAAUACUACCAUCUUCUUUUACCGGUGGAGCGCGAUACAUGAUGCAAAACUAUCUAGAUGCCAUGUCCCUGUGUAAGUGGUAUGGCUACCCAGAUUUUUUCAUAACUAUUACAUGUAAUCCUAAAUGGCCAGAGGUAAAAAGGUUUCUUAAGGAUACGACCAUAAAUCCGGAAGAUAGGCCUGAUAUAUUAUGCCGCAUAUUCAAAAUCAAACUUGAUUCAAUCAUCACAGAUUUAAAGGAGAAGGCAUUAUUAGGAACUGUACAAGCAGUUGUUUACACAGUAGAGUUUUAG